Molecule: messenger RNA, 1345 nt
Organism: Capsicum annuum
Lineage: Eukaryota; Viridiplantae; Streptophyta; Magnoliopsida; Solanales; Solanaceae
Product: plant cysteine oxidase 2
Exons: 5
Coding region: 247-1068 (273 amino acids)
Molecular function (GO): oxidoreductase activity, acting on single donors with incorporation of molecular oxygen, incorporation of two atoms of oxygen
Source: RefSeq, a predicted model, not a curated record
UGGUUUCUCAUUUUUCUACAAAUACUAUAUAUAUUUAAUGUACUUAAGGAGCUCUCAAACCCAUCGCUAUCCACUAUUCUCUAUUUAUAUACACCCCUCCUCCCAUGGAUUUAUAAAUUUUCAUUCCUUUGUUUUUCUUAAUUUUUAACCACUCAACAGCUCCUACAUGUACAAUAUAUUAGUACAACAGUAAAAUUUUGUUGCUCUUUUUUCGUAUUUUCUUGAAUUAAUCAAUAUUUGGAUUAAAUGGGGGCUGAGAAAAAUGGAAAUGAUCGAAAAGGUAGUGAAAAUGGAGAGAUGAAGAAUAAGCGCAAACGGAGAAAAGUAGUAGUUUCAAGGGUUCAGAAACUGUAUAAAACUUGCAAACUGGUUUUUGCUAAUUGCAGACCUGGCGUUGUGCCGUCAAUGGAAAAUGUUGAACGUGUCAAGGCAGUUUUAGAUAAGAUGACUUUAGCUGAUGUUGGUUUGAGACGAAAUAUGCCAUAUUUCAAGUCAACGGUAUCAUCAGAUAGACCUCCUAAAAUAACAUACCUGCAUCUCCAUGAAUGUGACAAAUUCUCGAUGGGUAUCUUUUGCUUACCACCAAAAGCAGUCAUUCCUCUUCAUAACCAUCCUGGAAUGACAGUUUUCAGCAAGCUUCUCUUUGGGAAAAUGCACAUAAAAUCUUACGACUGGGCAGACAAUCUCCUUCCUGAAUCAACUCCAAAUGCCAAUAAUUUUGACAGGUAUGGUAAUACAGGACCACGUCUUGCAAAAUUGAAGGUGAAUUCCAAGUUUAGAGCUCCUUGCAAGACUUCAAUCCUCUAUCCAGCUGAUGGAGGUAAUAUGCACUGCUUCACAGCAAAGACAGCCUGCGCUGUACUAGACGUGCUCGGCCCACCUUACUGUGAUCCUGAAGGUCGCCACUGCCAAUACUACUAUGACUUCCCCUUUGCCGACCUCUCAGUGGAUGGCUUGUCAGUACCUGAGGAACAGCAAAGUGAGUAUGCGUGGCUUAUAGAGAGGGAGAAAUUACCUGAGGAUUUAACUGUAGCUGGAGCACUGUACAGUGGACCAAAGUUAGAGUAGUAAACUGAUGGAUCAAUUCAUUGGUCAAAGCAGCUUGUGUUGAAGCAGAAGAGAACUUUGUACACCCCCUUCCUUUUUUUCCCCCUAAGGUUAGCUUUUUGCUCUUUGCAGUGAUGAAUGAAUAGUCAAAAGGGAUAAAAGAGUUGUUGUUUUUUUCUUUCUUUCUUUAUGCAAAUAGCUCCUGUACAUAUUGAGGCAGAUCAGAACAUGUAAGGAUGAAGGAACUGAGAAUAUAUUUUUAAAAUUGUAUGUACAAUGUUCUUCCUUUGGUUUUGAA